This is a messenger RNA of Camellia sinensis, 2133 nucleotides long. It is a transcript of the gene PHT4;5, whose product is annotated as phosphate transporter 4;5. Gene Ontology annotation, biological process: transmembrane transport. Gene Ontology annotation, molecular function: transmembrane transporter activity. The record is from RefSeq and is a predicted model, not a curated record. Lineage: Eukaryota; Viridiplantae; Streptophyta; Magnoliopsida; Ericales; Theaceae.
CCUCAGAUCCUCUUACCACUCUCUUCAACUCUGUAUAUGGACUCUCUCUCUCUCUCUCGCCUUCCUGGUCAGCCUUGCACACACACGAAACAAAGCGUAACACGCCACAUUUCAACACCCAUUUAUUAGUACCUACUUCCUCCUCCUUCAACCCAACAACAAUAAAACAGAGCAACACAACAAUGGCGAAAUUCACAUUCACAGCAGACCAUAACUUGUUCUGUCUUUCACACCAAACCCCAUCAUCGUCAUCAUCAUCUCACACCUCUAUCUUUAACCCUUCUUCUCUCAAACGCCAUCACUUGCGUGUUGUGUUCCCCUCAAAACCCAUCUCCAAAUUCGCAGUUUCUUGCAGUAUCAAAGAGAAGGAAAAUGUUAAAGACAGCAAGGAAGAAUCCACUGGACUAGUACUGAAGAAGGGGCUUCAAGUCGAUGAUGAAUUGGAAUUGGAAUUGGAGCAGACUUCUGUGGGUCGAUUGGGGGAUGAAAGUAGCUCUCACAAAUUGGGUUUUGAUUGGACUUGGCCGCCAUGGAAGAACGUUCCUCUAAGAUAUAAAAUCAUUGGCACAACCUCGCUGGCCUUCGUUAUUUGUAACAUGGAUAAGGUGAACUUGAGUAUUGCAAUAAUUCCAAUGUCACACCAGUUUGGAUGGAGUUCAUCUGUUGCUGGAUUGGUGCAAUCGUCUUUCUUUUGGGGUUACGCAUUAAGUCAGUUGCCUGGGGGAUGGCUUGCAAAGACAUUUGGUGGGAGAAAAGUUCUUGAGAUUGGAGUCUUGAUCUGGUCACUAGCUACAGCACUUGUUCCUGUUCUUGCUGGAUUUAUGCCUGGACUAGUUUUGUCAAGGAUAUUGGUUGGAAUAGGAGAAGGUGUUUCCCCAUCAGCUGCAACCGAUCUGAUUGCCAGGACAAUACCAUUGGAAGAGCGCUCACGAGCAGUAUCAUUUGUCUUUGGUGGUUUAAGUGUUGGAAGUGUCGCAGGGUUUCUUUUGGCUCCUCCCCUGAUCCAAAAUUUUGGUUGGGGAUCUGUAUUCUACCUAUUUGGCCUUUUGGGGAUAGCCUGGUUUUCGGGAUUUCAGUUUCUUGAAGAAGGAAAACCUUCAGCAACCAUGUCAUGGCCCCAGUCCGUCUCUGGGAAGAAAUCAUGGAAUAAUUCUUUGCAAGAGUUGGGUGGCUCAAUCAAGGAUGUGCCAUGGAAGGCUUUUUUCAGAAGUGAAGCUGUAUGGGCAAUGAUAUAUGUUCAUUUUUGUGGUAGUUGGGGUCACUACACUUGUCUGUCUUGGCUGCCUACUUAUUUCAGUGAGGAGCUGAACCUUAAUUUGACGGAAGCUGCUUGGGUUUCUGUGCUACCUCCAUUGGCUUCUAUUUUUGUUACGAGCAUUGCAGCACAAUUUGCCGACAAUUUAAUUGUCAAUGGAGUUGAAACCACUACGGUGCGGAAAAUUUGCCAAACAAUUGCCUUUUUGUCUCCCGCAACUUGCAUGAUUCUCUCCUCUUUGAAUUUAGGAUUGCCACCUUGGGAAGUUGUGGCGAUCCUUACCGGUGGUUUAGCACUCUCGAGCUUUGCCUUGUCAGGAUUGUAUUGUACCCAUCAAGAUAUAUCACCUGAAUAUGCAAGCAUACUCUUGGGUAUUACCAAUACAGUGGGGGCUGUACCAGGAAUUGUAGGUGUUGCUCUCACCGGUUAUCUUCUUGAUUCAACUCAUUCAUGGAGUGUAUCACUAUUUGCACCGUCGAUCUUCUUCUACCUUACAGGUACAAUUGUAUGGUUGGCUUUUGCAAGCAGCAAGCCUCAAAGCUUUUCGGAGAGCGAUUGAUGUCACUGCCGCCGAGCUCUUGAUUAAUUAUCCUCAGUUAAGCAUCAAAUCAAAGGAAAUUUCAUCUACUACAUUUUUACUAACUUGAUCUUUUACAGCAGGUUGAGUAGGAGUUUGACCACAUUCACUGACCACUUUUUUUUUUGUGGAUGUAUCAUAUCAUUGUUUCACAACUCAAUGUAAUUUGAUGGAUAGUGUAUAAAUGUGUUGUAUACUUUUGAUGAUAUAAUUUCUGGGUAAUAAUUAAUGUUGUAUAUGGUUGGUCACCAAAACCAUCAAAACCAUAUAGUUUUUCAUAUGAAAAAGCUUUUUUAGGGUC